This is a messenger RNA of Lytechinus pictus (painted urchin), 4020 nucleotides long. RefSeq names its product stomatin-like. NCBI's taxonomy places the organism in Eukaryota, Metazoa, Echinodermata, Echinoidea, Temnopleuroida, Toxopneustidae. The transcript has a single exon. The record is from RefSeq and is a predicted model, not a curated record. Gene Ontology annotation, cellular component: plasma membrane. The coding region runs from base 330 to 1238 and encodes 302 amino acids.
CAAUGCAUACAAAUCAUAGCCGACUCUUUAGAAAGAUACCCUACUCUUGCUAUACACACGCACAAAUUGUGAAUAGGUUUUCACUCAUAUUUAAUGAAGUAAGCUCUCUCUAUAGUUAGCUUGCGCUAGCGCUACGAUACGUACGUCGCCUUUACGGAGCUAGGAGCUUGCUAGCCUUGAUCUAUCGUGAAUAGUGACAGAAAUUUAUCCAUCAUCACUUUGUAAUCUGAUAUUCUACGGCUUUUUCUUAUUUUCCCAUAUGCGUCGCUUGGUUGUUGUGGUAGAAGCAGUGUACAUUCUACACAAUACGAGUAUCAUCAUACGAUCAUAUGAGCAACAAUCGUGUGAAUCCUGACAAUUCGAGUCAAAUUGAACUGAUGGCGCAGAAACAGAGAAGCAACGAUGGGCAGUGGCAAGCCCAACAUGAUGAACAAGGCAUUAUUGGAGCAAAUACCGCAGACCAUAGCAUUGGUUGCUGCGGGGUGUUCCUCAUGCUUAUUUCGGUGUUACUAGUGAUCUGCACGCUCCCAUUUUCAUUAUUUAUCUGCAUAAAGGUGGUUCAGGAGUAUGAAAGAGCAGUUAUCUUUAGACUUGGGCGUCUCUUGUCUGGUGGUGCUAAAGGACCGGGUCUCUUCUUCAUCCUACCUUGCAUCGAGGAUUACAGAAAGGUAGAUCUUCGUACCAUUUCGUUUGAUAUUCCUCCUCAAGAGAUUCUGACCAGGGAUAGCUUAACCAUCUCUGUGGAUGCUGUGGUCUUCUACCGUGUCAAGAAUGCCACCGUCAGCAUCGCCAAUGUUGAAGACGCAGGCAGAUCAACCAGACUUCUGGCUCAGACGACACUUCGUAAUGUCCUCGGCACCAAGAAUCUGUCGGAGGUCCUGGCAGAACGUGAAGGUAUCAGUCACUACAUGCAGUCCACCCUCGACCAUGACACCGACCCUUGGGGUAUCCAAGUAGAGCGAGUUGAGAUCAAGGAUGUUCGUUUACCUGUCCAGCUCCAGAGAGCCAUGGCUGCUGAAGCUGAAGCUUCCAGAGAGGCUAGGGCUAAGGUGAUUGCUGCUGAAGGAGAGCAGAAUGCUGCUCGUGCUUUGAAGGAAGCUGCAGAUACUAUUGCCGAAUCUCCAUCGGCUCUUCAGCUGAGGUACCUCCAGACCCUCAACACCAUUGCAGCAGAAAAGAAUUCCACUAUUAUCUUUCCACUUCCUAUUGAUCUUAUCAAUGGUGUUAUGAAAAAGUAAACUCCAUUGUAAUGCCUGUAACACAAUCCCACAUCAAGAGACAGGCAAUCACAUCUUUUCAUUUUGAAGAAGAAUUUUUCAUUCAAUUAUUUGGAAGUUGGUAACUUUUAUACUCUUAAUGUUCUGGCUUUUUAAUAUGAGAUUUUUUAAUCUGAUUAAGAUAAUUUGUUUAAGGCUGCCAAAACAGGAAUCCUUUUAUUUGGUAAAUUGUAGGGUCUGUCUACACUGUGCAAAUCCAGGGUGCAAAUGCAUUUCAUAAGAGAUGUUUGGGCAUUUUCUUGCAUGUAGUCAUCAAAAAUUAUUUUGUUUGAUAAAGAAUUUUGAGCCAUUUUGGGGUUAUCGUUACUUAAUUGUAGAUUAUUUUAAGCAAAUCGAGAUUAUUCUAGGCCUACCCGGUAUAUGUUUUUUUUCGCUCAAGACAGCAUGUCAUGCAUUUAUUUUGAUGCUAAAAUUCAAAGUCAGAUUUGCAGUUCAUUUGUCUUUUUCAUACGCUACGUGUACCUUAUGGUUGUUACAUAAAAAAUGGAUCUCCUUACAAGCUUGGAAACUUAAAUUGUUCAUUGCACAGAAGGUGCAAUCUACAAUGUACAUGUAGAGUACAUCUGUCUUCAUGAAUGGGUAUUCACAUUUUCAGAUUGAUUUCUAUCUAUAAAAAAAAUAUGUCAAUCCUAAUAAUACUUAGGCCUAUGCCUUUGAUUUUGCACAAAUGUAUAGCAAUCAAGACAUUAUUUGUGCCUGUACAGUAUAGAUUAAAUAAUACAUUAAUGGAAUCAUGUGCAAUCCUUUUAAUUGAUACAUGGAUGUACAUGUAUGACAUGUUUCUCUCCGCAAAUGGAUUGAUAAUAAAUGAAGUGCAUGUAACGAAAGUGAUCUACAUGUACAUGUAUGUCACAUUCCCUAUCAUAUAUAUGUAACACAGGGUGUAGUCAAAAUGCAUGCGAUAUUUGAUGUGUGUGCGGUUGCCAUCUAGAUGUAAUUUAAAUAACCUAAGCAUUAAUCCUUCAUUGUAUAAUUCACUCAGUAAAUGUAUACAUGUACAUGUACUGUACUAUUAAUUGGUAUCUAUGUGCACAUCUUAUCCUGUAUUUCCAUUUGUCUUUGUAUAUAUGCAUAUCUAACUUAUAUCUUAUUCUCACAUUGUUUUUAUAUUUAUUUUACCAUUCAAAAAUGGUAACUCUUUACUCACAUGGGGCCGUAUUCUGAAGUCGGGUUUAACUUAAACUCAGGUUUAAAGUUGUGGUUUAAGUAUGGAUAGCCAAUUGUUACGUAAAUUACUAACAGUAGAGAUAUCAUAUUUCAGCUCAUUUGGCUCUCAAAUCAUUCAUAAUUGUCUAGGAAGUAUAAAAAGAUGAUUGUAUUCACCAUUGAUGAAUCAGGAAAGAGCACAGUAAACAUAAGAAACAUACAACAUAGUAAAAAUUUUGACACUUUUGGCUUCCCAUAAUUUUAGCACAGAGACCAUGGUCUAAGUUAAACCUGACUUCAGAAUAUGGGCCAUGGGGUAUAAUUAAAUUCACAAUUGGACCGCAGUAAGAAGUUGGUUGGUUACAUUGAGAACAAUUCUACUGUACAUGUAUUUGGACAUGUAGCUUCUGGGUGAAAUUGAUCCGAAUCAUGUUCACUUGUCUAUCCAUGUACAUGUAUGACAGUCUUAUGAAGGAACUCUUUUAUAUCAAGGAGUUUUGCAUGUUCUUCCUUGUGAUUGAUUAUGUAUUGUAGUGUAUAGUGUUUAAACAUACAUAUAUCAUUUGUUGUUUUCUCAGGGGUUUAGGGGAGAAUGUGCAUGAUUUCAUUAUUGUAAUUGUAAAUUACACCUUGCAUCUUUUUAUUUCAAUUCUCAUGAGAGGUUUGUCCGUUUAUUUGUAGAGUUUUUUUUUAUAAAUCAGUGUUUGUUGAGUGUAAUGAAUUAAUGAAAGUUGCAUUCUAUGACACACAAAUUGGCAUAAUAGGAUUCUCCUCCUGUUUGCUCAUUACUAUUAGAAAAAAUGAGUGUACACAUACAUAUGUACCUCAACAAAAUUCUCUCAUCAACAAUUCUGUAACAACAUUUUCUUCUUUUUUAUUUCAUAUACAGAGCAAAUUACUGUACAUGUACAUGUAGCCUGCUGCUUGUAUUGACAGGGCAAAUAGGUGCAGACUUAUUGUAAUUCAAUUGAACAGAUUUUGUUAUCAACUUGAUAACACUGACAUCCUUUAUAAUUUAUUAAUUGUAUUUGGAUCGUGAUGAUAUAAUUUUAUAUAUUUUUUUUUAGUUUUUAGUUCGAGAACAAUUUGGUCGUAAGCUCAUAUAGGUGGAUAAUCAACUGUGAGCUGCAUCUAGUGUGUCAUUCUCCAAACGCAUUGUGGAUCUAUCACCUAUUAUUAGUAUCCUACUACAACACUGCCCUUUUUUACUCUAGCGCCAUCUCUAGUUAUAAAAUGAAGAUUCUCGCAGAUUUUGUUGCAUCAAAGUCAAACUUGGCGUAUUAUGUUAACUAUCAAUGGCAAUUACGAUUGAAAACAAUGUCGAUUGACUGUUGAGUGAAAAUAAAGUAGUUGCUGGAUUGAUGACUGAAAUUAACUGUAAACGGUUAUUCGAUGCAGCAGUUAAAAAAAAUCCUCUAUACAUGUAUAUUUUUUUCUUUUUUUACAAUAAUUUGUGCAAAAUCAUCAUACAAUUUGAAACGAUUCAUGUACUUUCUUGUUAAUGCUUUGUAUUUACACUCUGUAUUAUAUUAAAAAAAACAGUUAUCAAGUCUAUUUAUAUAUUUGUGAUCAGUAGUGAUCAUUAAAAAAAAAUCUU